CUAUAAAAGCGAUUAUCGAUCCAUGGCAAUCAGUUCAGUGCAGAAUUGGAACCCGUCUUGGGUAGUGAUCGAACGUUAUACCUCAUCUGUGCAGGAAUAUUCUUCUCAAUUCAGGAAUCAAGGAUAGGCAACGGACAACAAGAUGAAUAAGUUUCUGGUUUUGGCGGUCUUCGCAGUAUUAACGGUUUCUCUGGCGCACGCCGGAGGAUACGGAUCCGGAGGUCAAGGUAGUUCUGGUAAAAAUACUUACACAAAACAUGGUGAAGGAGGAGGUCACGGAGGUGGCUUUAAUCAAGGAGGCGGUGGUGGCUUCGGACCAGGAGGAGGCGGUGGACACGGAGGUGGCUUCGAUCAAGGAGGUGGCUUCGGACAAGGAGGCCACGGACAGCAAGGAUUUGGCGGAGGCGGCAGCCAAGGAGGUGGCUUCGGAGGUGGUCAGGGAGGUGGUCAUGGAGGUGGCUUCGGAAGUGGCGGUCAUGGACAGCAAGGAUUCGGUGGGGGCGGCAGCCAUGGUCAAGGUGGAUUCGGCGGUGGACAAGGAGGUGGUCAUGGGGGUGGUUUCGGACAAGGUGGACAUGGUCAACAUGGAUACAAGAAGCAUGGAUAUUAAGUAUGGAAAAUAAAAACAGCGUUUGAUUUUUGAAAA
Molecule: messenger RNA, 646 nt
Organism: Armigeres subalbatus
Lineage: Eukaryota; Metazoa; Arthropoda; Insecta; Diptera; Culicidae
Exons: 4
Coding region: 143-610 (155 amino acids)
Source: RefSeq, a predicted model, not a curated record